This is a messenger RNA of Blastomyces gilchristii SLH14081, 450 nucleotides long. RefSeq lists its product as uncharacterized. The transcript has a single exon. NCBI's taxonomy places the organism in Eukaryota, Fungi, Ascomycota, Eurotiomycetes, Onygenales, Ajellomycetaceae. The coding region runs from base 229 to 450 and encodes 73 amino acids. The record is from RefSeq and is a predicted model, not a curated record.
CAAUCCUCAUUCAAACUGAUAACUAUCAUUUGAACUGAGAUGAUUGAUUCUCACACAUAUACAUUCCGAAAUACUUGACUGUUAUACACCCCGAAUUCUGAUCAUAUUCUCAAAUACUUGAACCAAUUCCACAAUCCAUUCAAUAUAACUGAUAUGACAGACAAGACAAUGUCUAGUGCAACAGUACACCUUAGCAUUCCUGAAGAUUGAAAACUUUGAUACAAGUAUAUGCUAGGAUAUGCAAAGGACAAGAAGAUAUCAGACUUCAUCAACCUUGAUAAACCUGAUAUCUUCUCUGAACUAGAAGAAACUCUGAAACCUGAGUGUUCAGAAGAAGUCACUGCAGAGAUCAAGAUAGUAUAUGAUAUCAAGAUCACUACAUGGAAAAUCAAAUAUAUGAAAUAUGAGAAAAUGAAUGAAGGUAUAACAAAGAUACAAGAUGUUAUAUAA